AAAAGGUCAGGGCAAUUGUUAAGCUCCAGAUCCCUGCGGGGGAGGCCACACCCGCACCGCCGGUUGGGACCGGCGCUUGGUCAGCAUGGCGUCAACAUCAUGGGCUUCGUCAAGGAGUACAACUCCAAGACGGCGAACCAGAAGGGCAACAUCGUACCCGUGGCGAUCACGGUGUUCGAGGACCGUUCCUUCACCUUCGUCACGAAGACGUCGCCCGCAUCCGACCAGUUGCGCAGGGCGGCGGGAGUCGAGCGGGGAAGCGCUGCUCCCCGGCGCGAGAAUGCAGGUAGGGUGACUGUAAGCCAGGUGCGGGAAAUCGCACGCAACAAGCUCGACGACCUGAACUCCUCGGACGUCGAGUCGGCAGUCGAGAUGAUCAAGGGCACCGCCCGAAGCAUGGGCAUUGAAGUUGUGGAGGGCUAG
Messenger RNA from Geodia barretti, 423 nucleotides. The record is from the annotation of a GenBank genome assembly. Lineage: Eukaryota; Metazoa; Porifera; Demospongiae; Tetractinellida; Geodiidae.